Molecule: messenger RNA, 1833 nt
Organism: Antrostomus carolinensis (chuck-will's-widow)
Lineage: Eukaryota; Metazoa; Chordata; Aves; Caprimulgiformes; Caprimulgidae
Product: sodium/calcium exchanger 1
Exons: 1
Coding region: 31-1833 (600 amino acids)
Biological process (GO): sodium ion transmembrane transport; cell communication; calcium ion import across plasma membrane
Cellular component (GO): axon; postsynapse; sarcolemma
Molecular function (GO): calcium:sodium antiporter activity
Source: RefSeq, a predicted model, not a curated record
ACGUCUGGGACCUGUUUGGUGGAAGCGGCCAUGUCGCGAGCAACUCGCCCACCCACCUUCCCAGUGAGCUUCCAACUCCUGAGCAUCGCGCUGGUGUUGCUCAUCCACACAGACAGCACACGUGCAGAGAGCCCCAGCGAGCUGCCUGUGAACGACACCGAGGAGUGCACUGGCUCAUACAUCUGCAAAAAGGGGGUGAUUUUACCCAUAUGGGAACCCCAAGACCCUUCAUUCGGUGACAAAAUCGCUCGGGCAACGGUGUAUUUUGUAGCAAUGGUGUACAUGUUCCUGGGAGUGUCUAUCAUAGCUGACCGCUUCAUGUCCUCCAUCGAGGUCAUUACAUCCCAAGAGCGGGAAAUAACCAUCAAGAAGCCCAACGGUGAGACUAGUAAAACCACAGUGAGGAUCUGGAAUGAGACCGUUUCCAACCUCACGCUGAUGGCCUUGGGCUCAUCUGCCCCCGAGAUCCUCCUGUCUGUUAUCGAAGUGUGUGGUCACGGCUUCACGGCGGGGGACCUGGGGCCAAGCACAAUCGUGGGGAGUGCUGCAUUUAACAUGUUUGUCAUCAUUGCGAUCUGUGUUUACGUUGUUCCAGAUGGAGAGAUAAGGAAGAUCAAGCACUUGCGAGUUUUUUUUGUUACAGCGGCCUGGAGCAUCUUUGCCUACACUUGGCUUUACAUAAUUUUAUCUGUGUCUUCUCCUGGGAUUGUGGAGGUUUGGGAAGGCUUGCUCACCUUCUUCUUCUUCCCCAUCUGUGUGGUGUUUGCCUGGAUAGCUGACAGGAGGCUUUUAUUUUACAAGUACGUCUACAAGAAAUACCGAGCUGGCAAGCAGAGAGGCAUGAUCAUUGAGCAUGAGGGUGACCGGCCCUCCUCCAAAGCUGACAUUGAGAUGGAUGGAAAGGUUGCCAAUUCUCACGUGGAGAACUUUCUGGAUGGGACACUGGUGUUGGAGGUGGAUGAGAAAGACCAAGAUGAUGAGGAAGCCAGGAGGGAAAUGGCUCGGAUCCUGAAGGAGCUGAAACAAAAGCACCCCGAUAAGGAAGUUGAACAGCUUAUAGAGUUGGCCAACUACCAGGUCCUGAGCCAGCAGCAGAAGAGCAGAGCCUUUUACCGCAUUCAGGCCACUCGGCUCAUGACGGGAGCUGGCAACAUCUUGAAGAGACAUGCUGCAGACCAGGCCCGCAAAGCUGUCAGCAUGCAUGAGGUCAACAGCGAGGUGGCAGAAAAUGAUCCCAUCAGCAAGCUCUACUUUGAGCAGGGUACCUACCAGUGUCUAGAGAACUGUGGCACUGUUGCCCUGACCAUCAUUCGCCGGGGAGGGGACUUGACCAACACGGUGUACGUUGACUUCCGGACAGAGGAUGGGACUGCCAAUGCUGGCUCUGACUAUGAGUUCACUGAAGGGACAGUGGUCUUCAAGCCUGGAGAGACCCAGAAGGAAAUCCGUGUUGGCAUAAUCGAUGAUGACAUAUUUGAGGAGGAUGAGAACUUCCUGGUCCAUCUCAGCAAUGUCCGUGUGAGCACUGAGGCCUCGGAUGAGGGCAUUCUCGAGACCAGUCGUGUCUCAACACUUGCCUGCCUGGGAUCACCAUCUACUGCCACCGUCACCAUCUUUGACGAUGACCACGCUGGCAUCUUCACCUUCGAGGAGCCAGUAACACACGUCAGUGAAAGCGUGGGGACCAUGGAGGUGAAAGUGUUGCGAACCUCUGGUGCACGAGGAAAUGUUAUUGUGCCCUACAAAACCAUUGAAGGCUCAGCCAAAGGUGGAGGAGAGGACUUUGAAGACACUUGUGGGGAGCUGGAGUUCCAGAACGAUGAGAUAGUGUAA